AUGGUCAAAACUGGAAGGCAAGUGAUAACAAAACAAGGCAUCAUUGAGGGAGUGCGAUUAGUUAGUGAUAACAAUUAUCAAAUUGAUGCAUUCCUUGGCAUACCAUUCGCUAAACCACCGAUUGGGCCAUUACGCUUCAAAAGGCCAGAACCGCUGGAACCAUGGAAAGGCGUGAAAAAAGCGAUAAAAUUUGCUCCACGAGCACGCCAACACAAUUUUUUAUGGGCGAGAUUGAGGAAUGAAGUUAAAAAAAGUGAAGAUUGCCUCUAUUUAAAUGUUUUCUCACCGGCAUGGUCUCCAAUAAAAGAUCAGAAAAAUGGUUUUGCUGUAAUGAUAUUCAUCCAUGGAGGAGGAUUUCUGAUCGGUUGUGCAGCUCAAUAUGGUGAUAUCAAUAUUUGCAACAAUUUAUGUCGUCGUGAUGUUAUCGUUGUAACAAUACAAUACCGCCUUGGCUUACUUGGAUUUUUUUGUACCGGUGAUGAAGUAUGUCCAGGUAAUAAUGGCCUAUGGGAUCAAGCAAUGGCAUUACAAUGGAUAAAGGAAAAUAUCAGUGCAUUUAAUGGUAAUCCGGAACGUAUUACGAUAUUUGGUCAUAGUGCAGGUGGUGCAAGCGCUGAUCUCUUGUCAUUAUCACCGAAAUCGCAGA
This is a messenger RNA of Acanthocheilonema viteae, 646 nucleotides long. The record is from the annotation of a GenBank genome assembly. Lineage: Eukaryota; Metazoa; Nematoda; Chromadorea; Rhabditida; Onchocercidae.